AGGAGCAGAGUGGCAGUAGGGAUGUGAUCAGACAAGCAUACGAGUCCCUGGUUUGAAAGAGAGCACUGAAAAGAAGUUGGGCCAAGCACUCCAAGGCAGCUAAAGCGGUGAAUGCAACCAUCAUGGGACUUCUGUGGUUUUGAUACAGUUUUAUCUAUGCUCUGACUGAGAAGCCAGGAGAAAAAGAGCAAAAAGCUUCUGUACCAUCUGGAUGAGCUCAUUUCUUUUAGGGCAACCUGAAACUCCUGAUUUUUUUGCUACUUAGCUGCUUUUGAAGUAGUCCUAUGAAAACCUCUUAACCAUCUUUGACCCUGAAGAAGAAACUGAAAUGCUCUUUCUAAUCUAAUGAUCAGGUGCAAUUGGUGUGUGUAUGUACUCACACAGUUACAUUUUUUUUAAACCUUACUUUUUUACAAGCUUUUUUUUAAAAGAAAAAUGUUGAUAUUCUUGGACAAGUCUUCUGUGAAAAAAUAAAUUGAAGAUACAUUGGAUAACUUCCGCUUGCAGUUAGUAUUCCUUUGUGGAAUUUUCACAGGUAUACAGAAUACUGUAUCCUUUUUUUUUUUUUGAAAGACCAGAGAUUAACUUUGUCUUUGUGUUCUUGAGAAGUUCCCAGCCAUAUCUAAUUCUAGUUGUCUGUAUAAAUCAAGGAAUCAAUUAUGUGCCAUAAUAUAGCUAGGCCUUUCCUUUCUGGCUGCCCACUUCAAUUAUUGGCUAUGAGUCUACUAGCAAUGUUUUUUUGUGCCAGCACUGUGGAAAAUGAGAAACAGGAAGACAGAAGGGACCAGGAAAAGGCACUCCGAUGGAAUGAAACGAGCAGUCUUCCCUUGCCAUCAUCCCAGGACUCAGAAAAAACUCCACAAAAGAUUCAUAGCUCUGAUUCCCGGAAUGCUUGGAUGCUCCUCAUGAACAACGAAGUGAGGAGCAAAAAAAUGAAUAAAAACAAGUCCAGAAAGAUUAAG
Molecule: messenger RNA, 962 nt
Organism: Thamnophis sirtalis
Lineage: Eukaryota; Metazoa; Chordata; Lepidosauria; Squamata; Natricidae
Source: RefSeq, a predicted model, not a curated record